GUAGAAUGUGGAUAAGACUUUACUUGAGAAUAUAGGAAUGCAGAAAUCUAUGCUGAUCUAUGCGCAUGUGACAAUGUCAAAAUAUGGAUGUUCACUAAUAAUAAUCCUUUCGCAUUUUAGAGUUGAAAUUAAAAUGAAGUGACGGUGAAUCAGUAUUAGAAAGUAUUGUUAGAACGUCAUAAUGAAGAGAUUUCAUUCACUAUUACUAACAUGCUGUAUCUGUCUUUACAUUUCUCAGAUUAAUACUCUUAGUAGAAAUCUAAAAUACUAUGAGACACUGCAUGCAUCACACUUUCAACAUAAUAUUGUGAAAAGGGGUACGCAGCAUAGUUAUCAUCCGUACAACAAAAUCAGUGAAUUAGAAUUUUAUAGUCAUGGACGACACUUUCGAUUAAUUCUAACACCUAGAAGGGAAGUUAUACAUUCCAAUUUUAAGGCAUAUGAGGUAGAUGGUGAUGGAAAGGAAAAGACAGUACAUUUAGAUCAAGACAAUUUUUACCAUGGCCGUGUUUUUGGAGAAAUGGAUUCUCAUGCCCAAGUACAUAUUGACAAUGGUGUUCUUACGGCUACUAUUGCUAUACCUGAUGAAACAUUUCAUAUAGAGCCAUCAUGGAGACAUCUUCCAUACACAGACAACAAAACAAUGAUUAUCUACAAGUCAUCGGAUGUGAAACUCAGUUGGGAACAUUUUGAAGGAGGAGAAGGUCAUACUCAUGGAGCACCUAAGACAUGUGGCUAUAUUAAGGAACAACCAGAAUCCAUUAAAGAGGGAAAUGAAGAAAUAGAACAAUUUUAUUAUGAUAAAAUUACUGCACAUAACAGAACAAAAAGACAAACUGAAACUUAUGAAUAUACACCAACAAAAACUCGUUGCCCUUUAUUGUUAGUCGCUGAUUAUAGGUUUUACCAAGAGAUGGGUGCAAGUAGCACAAAGACAACAAUUAACUAUCUGAUCAGCUUAAUUGACAGAGUACACAAAAUCUAUAAUGAUACGUUAUGGCAAGAACGUCAAGAGCAAGAUGGCUUCAAAGGAAUGGGUUUUGUGAUUAAAAAAAUUGUCGUUCAUAGUGAACCAACACGUGUUCGUGGUGGCGAAACCCAUUAUAAUAUGGUUCGGGAAAAGUGGGAUGUUCGAACCUUAUUAGAGGUUUUCAGUCGUGAAUACAGUCACAAAGAUUUUUGCUUGGCUCAUUUGUUCACUGACUUAAAAUUCGAGGGUGGAAUUCUUGGACUAGCUUAUGUAGGAUCACCCCGUAGAAAUUCUGUUGGGGGAAUUUGUACGCCAGAAUAUUUUAAAAACGGAUACACUUUGUACUUGAACUCUGGAUUAAGUUCCAGCAGAAAUCAUUAUGGACAACGAGUCAUCACCCGGGAGGCCGACUUAGUUACUGCCCAUGAGUUUGGACAUAAUUGGGGUUCUGAACAUGAUCCUGACAUUACAGAAUGCAGUCCAAGUGCCAGUCAGGGUGGAUCAUAUCUCAUGUAUACCUAUAGCGUAAGCGGAUAUGACGUUAACAAUAAGAGAUUUUCACCAUGUAGCCUACGAUCGAUCAGGAAAGUCCUACAGGCCAAAUCUGGUAGAUGUUUUUCAGAACCUGAGGAAUCAUUCUGUGGUAAUCUUAGAGUUGAAGGAGAUGAGGAAUGCGAUGCUGGGCUUCUAGGUACUGAAGAUAACGAUGCUUGCUGUGAUAAAAAUUGCAAACUACGUCGGAAUCAAGGAGCCGUAUGCAGUGACAAAAAUUCUCCAUGCUGUCAAAAUUGUGCAUAUAUGCCACUUGGAGUUAAAUGCCGCGAUGCACAAUAUGCAACUUGCGAACAAGAGUCAAGAUGCACUGGUGCAUCAAGUGAAUGCCCUCGUUCUCCACCAAUGAAAGAUGGCACAGGGUGUUUGGAGCGGGGUCAGUGUAGACAUGGAAAGUGUGUACCAUACUGUGAAACACAAGGAUUGCAGAGUUGUAUGUGCGAUAUAAUUGGAGAUGCCUGCAAAAGGUGUUGUAGAAUGAGUUUAAAUGAGACCUGCUUCCCUAUAGACCCUCAAGAUAUUUUGCCUGAUGGAACACCAUGCAUUCAGGGCUUUUGUAAUAAGGGAAUUUGUGAAAAAACUAUACAGGAUGUUGUAGAACGAUUUUGGGAUAUCAUUGAGGAUAUUAAUAUCAAUAAGGUGAUGAGGUUCUUGAAAGACAAUAUUGUUGGUGCUGUAAUCAUUGGCACUGCUAUACUAUGGAUUCCAGCAAGUUGUAUUGUGAAUUACAUUGAUCGUAAGAAAGUUAAAGAAGCUGAAAAACGAUGGCGGUGGAAGAACACAGAUGAACUUAUUCAUCCUGAUGAACAAAGACAAGUUAUAUAUGUAGGAUUGCCCCGACAAAGAUUACAACAGACUACGCAGCAGUCCUAAUUUUUAUUCCAUUUAAUCUAAUUAGUAAGCAGAAUCGUGAGUAGAACUAGUCACACAAAAAAACUCAUUACCUGGAGGGCAGUAACGUUUUACACGUUGAACCUAUUACUGAGAGUAAAAUAUUUUAAAAUCUUCUCAUUAAAUAGUAUAAGUAUUUAAUUUUUACAGUAUACAAAAAAGCUACCAUUUUACUGAAGUAUUGUUCGAUGUACUUAUUACAUACUUUAAUUUAUAUUGUUGAACGUCCAAAAUUAACAUUAGUGUACAUAUGCACUAAAAGUGCAAACAAGUUACCCAAUUUUAGUCUUAACUGUAGGAUACUGUCGAAUAUAGAUUUUUAUAUAAAUAAUAUAUAUACAUAUAUGCUCUAUUCAUUGUAACACAAAGUGCAAUAAAAAA
Molecule: messenger RNA, 2794 nt
Organism: Cephus cinctus (wheat stem sawfly)
Lineage: Eukaryota; Metazoa; Arthropoda; Insecta; Hymenoptera; Cephidae
Gene: Tace
Product: ADAM 17-like protease
Exons: 14
Coding region: 182-2395 (737 amino acids)
Biological process (GO): membrane protein ectodomain proteolysis; Notch signaling pathway
Cellular component (GO): plasma membrane
Molecular function (GO): metalloendopeptidase activity
Source: RefSeq, a predicted model, not a curated record